UCCUCGCUCCUCGGACUUAACGGGGAAAAUCGCUGUGACUCUUUUUCUUUAAGGGAAACAAUUUCCGAUGUCCUCGCAUCUUGGUUUGUGAAGGUCGUCCGAAUCGCUGGCGUAGAGAAGCGAAGGAUAUUCUUUUCCCCUCUCUCUUGUCUUUUCGGGAAUUCCAACUCUUUGGUGAAGUGGUGAAAGUGGUCGAACGAAGAGACUUUCGUGUAGAAUGAACCCAAACUUUGUGGCAUACUGAUAAGAGGAAAAUAUUUCUCGAUGUAUAGAUAGAAAAUAUUAAAAUACGUGAGGGCUAAAUGCUGAUAUAACCGAAAGAAUAUAUAUAUCCAUAUUUAAUAAGUGUACUGCGGGGCUUAAAUAUAUAUCUCUCGGUGGUGGAUUCUGCGACUAAAGAAUAGGACACGGACAGAGACUUGAGCGGAUAAACGGAUAAAACGGAGAGCAUUACAACCGAACAGCAGAUUGAGAACGUGACAGCCUGGCGACAUGACAGAGCGCAGGCAAGGUUAAUUUUCCUUCCUCUGGUGACGUCAUGACAAGGUGCUGUGCGGAGGAGCAUCAUUAGAUCCGAUUGCCGCAGUGACCAAGUGUCCGCCCUCCAGAGUAUCGCCGCCCGCGCUUGCAUGAUGUGGGUGAGGCGCCCGAUGGGCGGCCCCUUGUGGCGCGGUGGGCGUGCCGGCGAGAGGAAGGUCGCGUGAUGGCAACGCCCCAGAGCCGAGUGUCUCACGCCCCUAGCACCGAGAACCUGCUGGCUCCGCCUAAGGCCGAGACGCCCCUCUGCGCCAUGCCGCGCCCUCUGAUCACAAUGGGCGAGAGCGCCGACAGUGGCGACAGCGUGACGGCGUCGCUCUUCCCCUCCAGCGCCGCCGUCGUCGGCCAGCGCUGCCCCCCCGACGCGCAGCACGACGCGGGCGCCACGCGCUCCGUCCCCGACAUCGAGCUGCACGCCCGCGAGGUGAGCACGCGGCCCGAGUACCGCGGGUACCGCCUGCUGGCGCCGCAGGUGCGGUGCUCGUGUUCGCACCUGCCUCGCGCGCCGUCCCGCGAGAGCGUGCGCUCCGUGCAGGGCGGCAGCGAGGUGGUGGUGGUGGCGCCCACCUCGUACCGCGACCGCAUCAUCCGCCAACACUCGCAGCCCGAGACCUGCCUGCACUGCCACCACCCGAAGCCCUCCGCCUCCCUGCGCCACCUGCCGCGCCUCGACUCCUGCUCCGCCACCACGCACGCCGCCGAGGGCAUCGCCACCAUCGCCGCCGACACGCUGCGCAUCAACGGCGCGCUCAGCUCGUUCAAACAGGUGGGUGGCCUCCUUAGCUAUAUUCUCUGA
This is a messenger RNA of Penaeus indicus, 1333 nucleotides long. RefSeq lists its product as uncharacterized. NCBI's taxonomy places the organism in Eukaryota, Metazoa, Arthropoda, Malacostraca, Decapoda, Penaeidae. The record is from RefSeq and is a predicted model, not a curated record. The transcript is spliced from 3 exons. Bases 704 to 1333 code for a protein of 209 amino acids.